Molecule: messenger RNA, 4983 nt
Organism: Labrus mixtus (cuckoo wrasse)
Lineage: Eukaryota; Metazoa; Chordata; Actinopteri; Labriformes; Labridae
Gene: slc45a4b
Product: solute carrier family 45 member 4b
Exons: 13
Coding region: 456-2894 (812 amino acids)
Biological process (GO): transmembrane transport
Cellular component (GO): membrane
Molecular function (GO): sucrose:proton symporter activity
Source: RefSeq, a predicted model, not a curated record
ACAUUUCAUUGUUGUUUAUUUAUUUUUUUAUUAUUAUUUAUCGACAAGAAAUAAGUAAAGCAUCGUUGCAUCAACUCCCCGCCCUCCUUAGGUGAGGGAGACUGAUGACGUCAUUUGGGUUCUCCCAUGACCACGCCUCGCUUUGUUACUGUGGAAACCAAUGACACUGAUGAGUGUAGUCAUCCAGAUGGUCAGUUAGCUGGCAAAGGUUAGCCAAAAAUUGCUAACCCAAACCAAGUUUUUUUUGCUGUCGCGUUACCGAUAAUUUACAUAAUGCGGAGCCGCUUGGACCUUAUCCCGGCGGGGUAAAUUCCCAGGGACAGAUCAGGAGGAAAACCAUGGACACUCCAUAUUCUAUUCAAAUGUCACAACAAGGAUAUUUGCCUUUACAUGUAAAAUAGCAGAUGCUGUAUAUGUAAUUAACACUAAAGUAUAUCAACCAUCCAGCAAUAUAAAUGGUUCCCCUGAAGGCAAAUCAGGCUAUGAUGGUAGAAGAAGAGAAGGAGGCUUCAGGCCCUCCAGAGAAGAGAAAACCCCGGGAAGAAGAAGAAAGUGACAAUGAGAAGGAGUUGGUAGAAGGACGAGGUGUAAGGAUUCCUUUGCAUCGCUGGGUUAUGCACGGAGCAGUGAUGUUUGGACGUGAGUUCUGCUACGCCAUGGAAACUGCCCUUGUGACGCCAGUAUUGCUGCAAAUAGGUCUACCUGAGCAGUAUUACAGUUUAACGUGGUUCCUCAGUCCUAUCCUGGGUCUCCUUUUCACACCUGUGAUUGGCUCAGCCAGUGACCGCUGUACUCUGCGAUGGGGCAGAAGAAGACCAUUCAUUCUUGCCCUGUGUGUAGGUGUGCUGCUGGGAGUGGCGUUGUUUUUAAAUGGAUCAUUAAUUGGCCUUUCUAUUGGUGACACUCCCAGCAGUCAGCCAAUUGGCAUUGUCCUCACUGUACUGGGUGUGGUGGUGCUGGACUUCAGUGCUGAUGCAUCUGAGGGACCAAUCAGAGCUUACCUCCUUGAUGUUGCCGAUACUGAGGAGCAAGAUAUGGCCUUGAAUAUUCAUGCCUUCUCUGCAGGUCUUGGUGGAGCAGUGGGCUACAUGUUGGGAGGUCUUGACUGGACUGGUACAGCUCUGGGUCAAGCAUUUAAAUCCCAAGAGCAGAUCCUCUUCCUGUUUGCAGCCAUCAUCUUCAUCAUCUCUGUCACAUUGCAUAUGCUUAGUAUCCCUGAGCAAACAUUAGCUCCAUCACAUCAGCUUAAAGUCACAGGAAGUGGAGAGUCUACCAGCCAAAUGUCUUUCAGGCCAUUUAGCCGCACACCCCCUCUAUUGGAUGUGAUUGCUGAGGAGGAUUGGUCUGCUCGAGCCCCAUCUCGAGAGGACAAAGAAUUAGACUCUGAGGAAGGGGAGAUGGACUUUCUGGCUGUGGAGCGAGUGCGGAGUAAAAGUGAUUCUGUGUUGGCAAUGCCUGAUGCUACAAUCGAGUUGGAUCCAGACCUCGACCCAGAUAGACAACUUUUCCUGCCAGACUUUCUGCAAGAGACGCAGGAAGAGCUGGAUGAUGCUUUCAAACCAUCAGACCGCAGCAUUGACUCUUCAUCUCCUGCUGGUGGAGCUCCGCCCAUAUCUGAUGGGAUGGUGAUCUUAGAUCCUGCAGAUUCAUCUCCAAAGCUUAAGGAUUCAACAAACAGUCGUCCCUCUGUCCUUCAGAUCAGUUCUGGCUCAGCAGACUCCCAUCAGAAAACACAGCAGGUCAAGGCUGUCAAUGGAGUCAAUUCAAUAAAAGGCAAUGGCUCCAGUAGGCUGCUGACCCGUCCCUCCAACUCCUCUGUGACAUCACGGCCACACCCCCACACCUUCUACAGACAGCCCUCUUUUACUUUUUCCUACUACGGACAUGUGCGAUCCCAGCGCUUUCGACUGCGGCGGACACUUUUAAGUCCUCAGCCAAUCACAACCUCACGCAGUCUGAAUGAUCUGACUGACCUCAAACGGCGUGCUGACAGGCGGGAGUUGCAGUUUUCGGCAAGCAGUCUUUCAUCUGAGGGCUCCAGCAUAGAGGAAGAAGGCAGGGGUACAACUGUUCGACUGCUGUGGUUAUCCAUGUUGAAGAUGCCACGGCAGCUGUGGAGAUUGUGUGUGUGUCACCUCCUCACAUGGUUCUCCAUUAUUGCUGAAGCUGUCUUUUAUACUGAUUUCAUGGGGCAAGUGAUCUACCACGGGGACCCAACGGCACCAUCCAAUUCAACAGAGCUCCAAAACUAUCACAAAGGAGUACAGAUGGGUUGCUGGGGACUGGUGGUCUAUGCUGCUACUGCUGCUGUGUGCUCCGCCAUCCUUCAGAAGUACCUGGAUAAUUUUGAUCUGAGCAUCAAAGUCAUUUACAUUGUUGGAACUCUUGGAUUCUCAAUAGGAACUGCUGUCAUGGCGAUCUUCCCUAAUGUUUAUGUGGCCAUGAUAAUGAUCAGUGGCAUGGGCAUCAUCUCCAUGAGUAUCUCCUACUGUCCCUAUGCAUUGCUUGGGCAGUACCAUGAAAUCAAAGAGUACAUUCACCACAGUCCAGCAAACACUAGAAGAGGUUUUGGUAUCGACUGCGCUAUCUUAUCCUGCCAAGUCUAUAUCAGCCAGAUUUUGGUUGCAUCAGCCCUCGGAGCUGUGGUAGAAGCAGUCGGCAGUGUGCGUGUCAUUCCUGCAGUGGCCUCUGGGGGUUCCUUCCUGGGCUUCCUUACAGCCUGUUUCCUGGUCAUUUAUCCUGAUGUGGAGCCCAGCAGCUCUGAGCAGGACCAGGUGGUGGUGGGUUUAUCUGGAGAUUCAAAUGGAGACAGGACCAGUGAGCAGAGGUUGGCUCUGUUGAACCUCACAGAUGGAGGUAGUUUGAAGAAGAUAGAGAAUCACUCUGUGGCCUGAGUAUGAACAUGUAAAGAAAUAGUCAUGAGCCGUUUUCACAUAUGCACUCUGGAUAAUAUCUAGAUAUUUACAGGAGGACUUCUCCGGACAUUCUGCCGACCUAGCCGUUCACAUAUGCUCCUCACAGCGGGGGACUUUCCCUGUCAAAGGGGAGGGGUCACCACAUGUGGGGAUUACUCCAGCUGCUUUCAAAUGUAACAGCUUGUGACUUUAAUAACUCUUACUUUGAAAGACAAAGAGUUGAUGAAGUAUCUACACAAUGGGAAGAUUUUCAUCUUCCUGGAGAAUGAAACUGACAAAAAACUCUCUUAAGACUGCUCUACUUGUAUUUUGCUACCUCAACCCUUAAAGAGAGGUAAAAGUUCAGAUAACUGGACUGAGAAAAGUAAGUCAUUAAAGCACAAAGCUCUCAGCUGCUCUAUAACUGCAUAUUGAACAAUCGUUAAUUUGUCAAAUGACAAUUUUUGUACUUCUAUAAUAUCCAGUGACUGAUACAGAUGCAAGUAUUUGUUCCAGGUUGUUUAUAGAAGGCCUUGAUAUAUGAUGUUUUAUAAUUCCACUCUGCAUUUGUUGUGCACACCAAACAUUUUUCUAAAUGUCAUACAAUUUUUUAUAUUCACAUUUAAGAUGUGUUUAAGAUGUUGGAUCCUGUUAAGAAACUCACUAGUGUGCAGUUAAAAGUGCAGAUUUUUUGUUCAUGCCUGUACUGAAACACGGAACUCUGAAUGCCAUACUCUCUUAAUUUGCAAUAAUAUACAGGGGACAUUUGAAUAUAAUUUAGUUAAAUGAUAACACAAUGGUUGUUUAUCAUGGCCUCUGAGAUAUAACCUUGAUUGGUUUUUGGUUUUAGUGUUAUUUUUUUAAACAGGGUGGUCUUCAUUUUGCUUUCUUGAGAUCUAUUCAAGAAAUGUUUUCACCUUUACAUUCCAAAUAGAGUUAAAUUGGUUGAUAUGUUCCAAAUCAGUUCAUGUUCAUUAUUGCAUGUUGGGCAAAAGGAUAGAAAUGUGCUGAUUAUAUCUUUAAACAACUGUAAAAACCUUGUAAAAAAAACAAAAAACGGGUCCUGUAGUAUAAUAAUAGCUCCCAUACUGCCAUGUUGUUUCAUCCUACCUCAGAAUAACGAACACAAGAGCCAGCAGAGAGACUGUAGAUGAUUAUUGGGACCAUUGAGUAACCGGCAAAAUAAUGUUUUUCAUGGUCUCUGACACACUUUAACAUACUGGCAGCAUCAGAAACCUACCACAGUGUUCACAGAGUAAUAAGCUACUUGUUAACAAGAACGGGAUAGUCUCCCAUUCCUUUAGUAGAACAGUAACACACUUGAGUGUGGAGUAAGUGCACAUUUGUCAGAGCACCUUUAAGUUAGCUAAAAACAACUAUUUAUUUAAUCAGGACGCUCAAAAAAACUGUCAUGCUGCCUUUUGAAUUGUAGCAAGGAGCAAGUACUGUAAUAUGCAAGGCAGUGGACUGACCUAUGCAAACUUGAAAAUCCCUUUGUUGGGGCUUUAUGACCAAAUCAACCACUUGCUACUGCUUGGGGAGUAGCAAAGGAGCCUUCAGUUGCCUUUCCUCGCUCUAUGUUUUUUUUUUCAGCUCAGAGGAAAUAAGGCCUUAAGACAUUGUGAAAACAUUGCACAGAUUGUUUUUCGUAGCAUAACAUUGUAUACUUUUAUGACCAGGUUGAGAGAAAGGUGCCAUUUGUUUUACAUUUUCACAGCCUGCUGAACAAGAAGUACAAGGGAACAUCAGGAUGUUGUGACAUUUUUAAAGAGAUAGUAUUUGGAACAAAUUAAAGAAAGUUUGAUAAUUUUUUUCACUAAUUUGUAUGCAAAUAAUGCAGAGAUUAUGCUUGGGUGUACCAUUGUGUUCUUUGGAAAUUAUUCUCAGCCUUUGAAAAUAUGCCUCUGACAGAACUGGCAUAUUGAAGUUAUUUUGAUUUUAUGCUGAUGUUAAAUGAAAAUCACUGUUCUGGUUUGAAAGUCAUGCACUGGCAUGUUAUUGUAGUGAUCGGAGGUUCUCUUUGCUGUUUAUUCAAAGAAAAUCAGGUAUUUUUGUACCAAUUUUGAAAGAAGACAAAGAAUGCACCUUC